This is a messenger RNA of Loa loa (African eye worm), 1924 nucleotides long. RefSeq lists its product as hypothetical. The transcript has 17 exons. Gene Ontology annotation, cellular component: membrane. The record is from RefSeq and is a predicted model, not a curated record. Gene Ontology annotation, biological process: sodium ion transmembrane transport. NCBI's taxonomy places the organism in Eukaryota, Metazoa, Nematoda, Chromadorea, Rhabditida, Onchocercidae. The coding region runs from base 149 to 1888 and encodes 579 amino acids.
CGACAAUCAAACACAUCUCAAGUAUGACAAACCUUACCGAAGGUCUAAAAGUGGAUGAAAAGAGCAAAGAUGCAUCGAUAAUUUUUAAGGAAACACAAUCAAUGCCAGAGAAUAAUAAUGAUGCUAAAAGGAGGAAAAAAAGAAUUCGAUGACAACAGAAAGAGACCAAUGGUCAGGUCCAUUCGAUUUUAUCAUGUCAAUGAUCGCAUAUGCUGUUGGACUGGGCAAUGUGUGGAGAUUUCCAUAUUUAUGCUUUAAAAAUGGUGGUGGUUCAUUCCUGGUUGUUUACAUAAUAUUUUUUUCACUUGGCGCAAUACCUGUCUUUAUUAUGGAAAUUACAAUAGGACAAUAUGCACAACGUGGCGCUAUGGAAAUUUGGAAUUUAUGCCCAUUAUUUAAAGGCGUUGGUAUCGGCAAUGUUAUGAUUGCAUUUAUGUGCAUCGCAUAUUUUUGUGUCAUAUCAAGCUGGUCCAUCUUUUAUAUGAUUAAUUCGCUGUCAUUUGUCUUUCCAUGGGAAACAUGCAAUAAUUGGUGGAAUGAUAAAACAUGUAUAACUGGACGUGAAAAUGCAACAGUAAUAUCUGGACUUAUUGCAAAUUUGUCCAAAUAUAAUUUAACUACUGAAACAAGUGUUGAACAAUACUGGGAACGACGAGUGCUGAUGCAAACAAAUUCGAUAUCAGACAUUGGUGGAAUUCAAUGGGAACUUCUCGGAAUAAUGACACUGUCAUGGAUUGUCGUGUAUUUCGCACUUUGGAAAGGCAUAACACGUGCUCGCAAGUUUGUGUAUUUUUGCGCGUUAUCACCGUAUUUCAUGCUGGUAAUUUUGCUCGUUCGUGGCUUAACAUUACCGGGCGCUGAAAUUGGCAUACAUUUUUACCUGACACCAAAUGCGACAAAAUUAUGGGACAUCACAGUAUGGAAAGAUGCUGGCACUCAGGUAUUUUAUUCGUAUGGAGUAGGAUUUGGCACAUUGAUUGCAUUAGGAUCGCAUAAUAAAAAAACUCAUAAUUGUUUCAGAGAUGGAUUUAUUAUGUGUUUUAUAAAUGGAUCAACAAGUUUAAUUGCUGGUUUCGUUGUUUUUUCCAUCCUUGGUUAUAUGUCAGUUCUUGUUGGUAAAGAUAUUGGUGAUAUUGUUAAACCAGGACCAGGUUUAGCAUUCUUAGCAUAUCCUGAAGUAGCCAGUAAUCUUCCUCUUAAACAACUUUGGUCGAUGUUGUUCUUUUUGAUGAUUACAAUUCUUGGCCUUGAUAGUCAGAUUUGUAUGGUAGAAGGUUUAUACACUGCUCUUGAAGAUGCUUUCCCACAUUUUUUGCGCAAAUAUAAAAAAACAUCACUUGCUCUAACCUGUCUAUUCUUCUUCAUUCUUGGUAUCCCAAUGGUUACUUAUGCUGGCUCAUAUUGGUUGACGUUAUUUGAUGCAUACGGUGCUAGUGGUAUUGCAUUAUUAUUUGUUGUAUUUUUUGAAGUUACUGGACUUUCAUGGGGAUUUGGAGCAAAUAAAGUAAGUGAUGCUUUAAAAGAAAUGAUUGGUGUAGAACUUUGGGCAUGUUGGAUUAUUGUUUGGAAAUUCAUUACACCAUUUGUUAUUGCUGCUUUAUUCUUUGUCUGUAUUUACAAAUAUCAACCGUUAAAGUAUCCCACCGGAGAAGAUUUUCCGGUUUGGGCAGAAAUAUUUGGAUUUUUUUUAUCAUCUUGUUCUAUGAUUGUUAUACCAGGAUAUGCAAUCUAUCAUCUUUUUUCCAUCAAUGUCAACAGUACCGCCAAAGAACGUUUACCACAUGGUUUACAUCCACCAUCUGAUUUCGAAACCGGAUUGCCACCAACACUUGGCUUUGAACAACAUAAUGCUGACAUGGAAUACAUUGAUUGUGAUUGUGUCAAGUAAUUAUAAUUUACCACAAAAUCAUACAAUAUUUUGCAA